Molecule: messenger RNA, 972 nt
Organism: Sphaerodactylus townsendi
Lineage: Eukaryota; Metazoa; Chordata; Lepidosauria; Squamata; Sphaerodactylidae
Product: olfactory receptor 6C74-like
Exons: 1
Coding region: 1-972 (323 amino acids)
Biological process (GO): G protein-coupled receptor signaling pathway
Cellular component (GO): membrane
Molecular function (GO): olfactory receptor activity; G protein-coupled receptor activity
Source: RefSeq, a predicted model, not a curated record
AUGCAGCCUAUGAAGAAUUCAGAGUGGCGUAACAGAACAUCCAUCACUGAGUUUGUCCUGUUGGGUUUCGGCAAUGUUGAACAUUUGAAUAUUUUUCUCUUUCUGUUAUUUCUAGUAAUCUACCUUGUGACUGUAUCUGGUAAUCUCCUCAUUAUAGCACUGGUUGUGGUUGAACAGAACCUCCAUAUUCCUAUGUACUUCUUUCUGGCAAAUCUGUCAUUUGUGGAGAUCUGCUAUACCACAUCUAUAUUGCCCAGAAUGCUGUCUAGUUUUCUUACAGGGGACAAAACCAUUUCUCUUUGGGGCUGCAUUCUACAGAUGCAUGUCUUUGGCACAAUGGCAGCUACGGAAUGUUACCUCUUAGCCUCCAUGUCCUACGAUCGCUACUUAGCCAUUUGUAGACCGCUGAAUUAUACUACACUGAUGAAUGAUGGAAUGUGUAUCCUACUCGUUGUGGUAUCUUGGAUAAUUGGCUCAGCACUUAUAGUUGUCUCAACAUAUUUAUUGACACAACUUGACUUCUGCAGCCAAAAUAUAAUUGACCACUUCAUUUGUGAUUUCACACCUGUUGUAAGACUCUCUUGCACUGACACCCAGAUUAUUGAAACUGCAUCUCUCAUAACAUCAUCCAUAGGAGUUCUGCCUACAUUCCUUAUAACUGUGACAUCUUAUGGUUUUAUCAUCAUCACAGUCCUGAAAAUUCCAUCCGUCACCGGACGACAAAAAGCAUUUUCCACCUGCUCUUCACACCUCAUUGUUGUUUCAAUUUUCUAUGGAUCUUUACUGGUUAUGUAUGUCUUGCCAACCGGUGAAAAGUUCAAAGAACUGAAGAAGAUCUUCUCCUUUUUGUAUACAGUCCUAACUCCCAUGAGCAAUCCCUUCAUCUAUACCCUAAGAAACAAAGACGUACGGGUUACUCUUAGAAAAAUGUUAUGCCAAUUUUGGGGGUUUGUGAGGAAACCUCAACACUGA